GUCUCGUUUUUUUGGGCGGGUGCUUCCGACUUCACGUACAGGCGUCUCUUCUUCACGCGCAGUUAGAGCACCGAGGAGGAGGAGGAGGGAAACAGAAAAUGGCGGACGGUGUUGACCAUAUCGAUAUUUACGCUGAUGUAGAAGAGGAAUUUAAUCAGGAAUCAGAUUAUCCUGUUCAUGAGCAGAUUGACCUGUAUGAUGAUGUCAUCUCGCCAUCUGCCAACAACGGGGACGCACCCGAGGACCGAGAUUACCUGGAUAACCUGCCUGCACCCGGAGGCAAUGAGGGCUCCAAAGGAGCUCCACCGAACGUCGUCUACACCUACACUGGCAAAAGAAUCGCUCUGUACAUCGGCAACCUCACAUGGUGGACCACUGAUGAAGAUUUGACAGAUGCUAUUCGCUCCAUAGGCAUCAAUGAUGUGCUGGAGAUAAAGUUUUUUGAGAAUAGAGCAAAUGGGCAGUCAAAAGGGUUUGCGCUGGUGUGCGUGGGUUCAGAUUCCUCGUCCAGGAAGCUGAUGGAUCUGCUGUCUAAACGGGAGCUGCACGGACAAAACCCUAUCGUCACUCCUUGCAACAAACAGUCGCUCAGCCAGUUUGAGAUGCAGUCCCGAAAAAGCACACAGUCAGGGCAGAUGUCAGGAGAGGGGAAGGCUGGGCCUCCAGGAGGAGGUCGCAGUGGCUUCCCUCUCGGCAGGGGUCGAGGGCGCUUUCCAGGCCAACCUGGACCAGGCGGAGACCGCUUCCCUGGACCAGUCGGACCUGGUGGACCUCCACCACACUUUCCAGGUAUGCAAGGACCACCUCGUCCUCCAUCUGGCCCACCUGGGCCUCCAGGACCCCCUGGCCCCCCUCCACCUGGACAAGGUCUGCCACCGCCUCUUGGCGGACCUCCUCACAGAGGAGACCGCCCUCCUCCACCCGUCCUUUUUCCUGGUCAGUUUGGUCAACCUCCAAUGGGUCCGAUGCCUCCUGGCCCGCCCCCACCAGGAUACGGGCCUCCCCCAGGCCCCCCUCCACCUCAGCAAGGUCCGCCCCCUCCAGGACCCUUCCCUCCCCGCCCACCUGGUCCUUUAGGACCACCGCUUGGCCUCGCACCUCCACCUCACAUGCAGGGACCCCCACCUGGAGGUCCACCACCGGCUCCUCACGUCAACCCAGCCUUUUUCCCUCCACCUGGAAACAACAACAUGCCAUCGUCCGACGGCAGGGGCCCUCCACCCGGCGACCCCUACGGCCGCCCUCCUCCUUAUGACAGAGACUACGGCCCUGGCGGCAGUAACUUCAGACCCCCUCUAAUAUGUGGCUUUGAGCCCUGGAUAAACGAGGGGUUGGUUGAUGUGAAAAACUCUGGCCAGCACUUGCACAAUACAAGUGAUCAAGGGGACAUGGAUGCGUCUCGCACUCCUCUGAGCGAAGCAGAGUUUGAGGAGAUCAUGAAUCGUAACCGAGCAAUCUCCAGCAGUGCUAUCUCAAGGGCUGUGUCGGAUGCGAGCGCAGCGGAUUACGGCAGCGCUAUUGAGACACUGGUGACGGCCAUCUCUCUGAUCAAGCAGUCGAAGGUUUCCGCUGAUGACCGCUGUAAGGUUCUCAUCAGCUCCCUGCAGGAUUGCUUACAUGGAAUUGAAUCCAAAUCCUAUGGCUCUGUGUCGAGCAGGCGGGAAAGGUCCAGGGAGAGGGACCACAGUCGCUCUCGUGAGAAGAACCGUCGGCACAAGUCUCGCAGCCGAGAUCGGCACGAGGACUAUUACCGGGAACGUAGCCGCGAGAGAGAUCGCCAUCGCGAGCGAGACCGUGACAGAGAGAGAGACAGAGAACGUGAGAGGGAAUAUCGCCACCGUUAGAAGAAGCAUGAUCUGAGCACUCUUGAUCCUUUAAAUUUGUGUACCUGGUCUUGAAGCCAAUUACCGUGUAAUAUCAGCUCCAGCAACUAUAAAUUGUCCGCCAUUGUUAUAGAAAAAAGCAAUUGUUGCAACCAAUCCAAAGGAUUUUGUGUAUUGACAUGUUUUUUAAAAAAAAACAGAAUUAUUUUUAUAAGUUACUGCACUUUAGUCUUUGUCUAUUUUAGCUUAUUGAGAUUUGCUGCAAGUUAUAAGACUAUGCCAAUUUUGUUUAUGUAAUUGGUAUCUUCAUAUGAGGUCAAACAGAAAGCUUUUACUUAAUAGAUUUAUUGUUUGCCAAAAAAUUGAAAUUCAGGAUGUAUUGCAUGUCUUGAGGGUUGCAAUUAUGACAAAUUCCACAUGUAAUCAUAAAUGUGUUGAAAAAUUGGAAAAAUUGGUUGCAGUUGGAUGAGAGAAAAUGAAUGUUUGUAUCCCACAUUGAAACAUUUACUGAUUUCAGUGAACGAGCAAAAUCAUGUUUCUCAGGUUGUGCAUUGACAUUCCUGUAGGCAGAUUUGAUAUUGACAUAAUGGUUUUUCUAGUGUUUAGUUCCUCAUUGAACUGAAUGUUGUGAAAAACAAAUGAAUGGAUUCAAAUUGACUUAUGAAAUUUGCUGUAGACUUAUGUCAGGUUGAGUUGUGCAUGGUGUAGGCCAUAUCAAAUUUUUUCAUGUUGUGCCUUAUGACUAAAGUAUUUAGUCUUUAACAUAUGUACAGUAUAAUUUAAGAAAAAGCAUUCUGAAUGUCUUCUGUCAGAGCAAGUUAAAUGUCUUUUACUGUAAAGGUUAUUUCGGACGUCACUUUGUGCAUCCUACUAGUAUUUCUGCAAGGUUUAAAUUCAUAUUUGCAGGUUUUUAGUAGAAACUUUUUUCCAUCUUAUAAGUUCAUUUCUUAUCUGAAUUUGACAUUUUCUCGGUUGACACAUCAAUUCAUUAUUAAUUUAUUUUCCAUGUUUGUUAAUGUUACAUCCUCUUAGAUAUUUCAGAUGUAGCAGUUCUUCACCAUUUACACUUAACUAACUUCAAACAUUUGUUGCUUUAACUGUAAAACAAAACUACAGAUCUGCGAUGUCAGAAUGGAGCCCUACUGGGCAAAUAAAACAGUAUGCAUUUCAUAUUAAUAUAUCUCCUUCGGUGCAUUUAUGAAUGGAGAAGAACUGCUAUAUUGCUUUUCCAAAGUGAACUUUUUUUGUUUGUUUGUUUCCUUAUUGGUAAACAUAUUCAUGUUUGUAAUGAUUUAAGUCUCUAUGACUGCUUUCAUUUAAUAUGCAACAGGUAUUAAAUACAUUUUCACAGUCAGUAUUUACAUUUAUGGAGCAUGUCCUCGUUCAAUCCCUGUUGGUCUUAGUUAAGAUUUCUGACUGAGACGCAUUACUGUCACCUGUCUCACUUGUGGCCUGUUGCUUCGUAGCUCUGCUGUCUGACUGUUUCCUAUAGGCUAAAUUUGUUCUGUAUGUAAAUCCUGAGGACACCAUUAUAUCAUGUGUGAUCCAUUGUGAGUGACCUCACAUAAAUUUGAUUUUUAGAUGCAUAGACCCUAUCAUAUCUGUCCAUAGACAAGAUUAUGAAAUUAAAACUGCAACAGAAGUCAACUCAUUUUUAGAUUGCAAUCAUUGUAAAUGUAUAAACUUAAGCAUAACAACAUUGUCUGUUUUGUUUUAUGUAAUUUUGGCAAGAAAACUUCCAAAUUGUUGUUCUGGCCUCCUAGCCAAAAAAAAGUUCUGAAAUUGCAAAUUAACAAUCAGGUGCUUGUUUGCUUUUGUUGUUUUUUUUGUUUGUUUUUUUUUCUCUGUAUUAACUUUUAAACUUUAAUGUACAAUCUAUAAUUGCAGCAACACUAAUCAGGGAAUGACUAUUGGUUGGUUCCACUGCCAUUAGCUGCAGGAAUUACCUUGCACUUUUAAUACAUGCUGUUUCUCUUAUGCCGGAUUCGGACUAGACAAUAUUAGCCAGAUUUUUGGCUCGAUCCGUUUGGUGUAGGGUGUCGUGGUGGUUCAUUAACUGCAAUGGCCAUGGAGCCAAAAAAAAAACCGAUCAUUUUAUCUUAUAUAGUGUGCCAUAGUGGACAACAACCGAUACCGCAUCUGUGACGCUACACAAUGUCUCAACAGAAAGACUAGGACUACCAGGACAGAGUGAGAAAAGAUAAAUGCUUGUGAAUGAUAGCAGAGGCACUUCAGCAACCCCAUGAGUACUGGAAUUUAGGGUUGGGCUAAUAGACGAUGCCAUAGUCCAUCGCCCAUGGCUGACAGACAUCAUGAUGUUGAGCCAGCAUCAUGAUUCCUCCCUUCCUUUCAAUUUCUGCGUAGCUACUACUGAAUAGGUAAUAACAUAAUGUUGUUCCUGAAUCAUAAUACAAAUUACUUUCAAAACAAUUCAAGGAACACAAUUUAAACAGUAAAGAUUUUAAUUUGCAAAGCGAAUUAGACUAAUAUAUGUUUUACAUGAACUAAACCACUGAUAUUCAAAUGGUGGAUGCGGACCACAAGACAGUACGGUAGCACCAUUUUUACUGUUUCUAGUUUAAGUGAGCAGAGCGUGAAUACUCUCAGGAUCCUUUGUGGUAAUAUUUCAGCGUUAUAUCCUCUAGUAGUUUUAUCCAAUGCCAAACACGCUUCAUUCAAGCCCUUUUAGCUCCGUGUGCGUUCUUUCUCCAGACACGCACCACAUUAACGGUGCAUGUCCACUGGCGCAGAGCGAGCGUUUUUAAUGCAUUCCAAUGGAAGUUGCCAUUGUCAUUGUCCAUCUGUUUCACUGUAGACAUUAAUUGAUGCCUUAAGAUAAUGUGCUGCCUUUGUAGCCAUUAUUUACGCUCAUGUUUCUGGAAGUUAUUCAAUAAUUCCGCCUUCUCAAUGACAUCACACACAUCAUUAAAGGUGGCAAUCAAUGAUUGGUCAUGAGGCAACUUCUAGUCUUGACGUUUCUUGUCCCUGACACAAGUAUUUAGGUGUCAAUCACAUCUGACACAGUGACUGUCGUAACACAAAAAUAUUGUGUAGUCUGAAUCGGCAUUAAAGACAGCAUUGUUAGAUUGAGUAAAGAUUUGUAUGCACUGCACACUGAAGGAUUUUAAAGCAUUUGUACCAUGCUUAAAGCCCUGUUACAUGGGAUUCAUUGGGAUAUUUGGAUGUAGUGCCCAUCUGUAUGGAGUUUAUCUGCGGCAAUGAUUGUUUUCCCGGGUUUUUGUGUAGGUUUUUCUCAAGUAAUGGUCCUGACAUGGCAUUUUUCUGAACGGUUUAAUCCCACCCCCUUUCCUCUGUUCAACAUUGUGCUUUAUAAGAUGCUCACAGGAUUGGACAAACUUGUUUCAGUUGUAGUUACAGGUUGUACUAAUAAUUGUAAUCCCAAACACAAACUAAACUGACAUAUCCUUAAUUCAGUGGAGUUUCCAUGUGUUAAUGUCUAAAGUAAAAUUAUAUUUAUGAAGUUUCUGUAGUAAAAUGGGCUGAGAGACCUAUGAAUAUGGCUAGAGGUAAUGUUUUGAUAGAAAUCACAUUUUCAGUACAUUUUUAUUUCAUGUCCAUUUUCUCUUGUGACUGAACAGAAGGGCAAAAGCAGAAUUAGUUUCUGAUUAUUUGUCCAACCCUGUGUACUGUAACUCCAGUGUCCACCGAAUCACUAGAAUCAAGCUUGUCGUUCAUUUGCUGUCUUAAUUUAUUUUAUUUUUUUUGGUAAACUCUUAGAAACUUAGUUUCUAGGUCAAAUUAUGCAUAAACUCAGUGGUAAAAAAUUGUAAAUGAUCAUUGCAUCUUAAAAAUAAAAAGAUUUUUGCGUCGAAGGUAAUCAAAAUUGAAAUGUGGAUUUGAUGCUUAUUCUCAGAGGUACAGUGGACACUGUAUUUUAUGUGCUUCUCAAAUUGUUCUCUAUGGGGGAAAUAAGAUUUUUCCUGUUGUAGCAAAAAUACAGAACUUGGUUAAUUUAGUUUAAUUGUAAUUAAAUGACUAGUUAACUGCUCUAAAGAAACUUGAAUGAUUGGGUGAUAGUUUGGAGAAAAAAAAAAAACAGGCAAAAUAAAAUGUAGUGUGUUUUAAGUAGUUAACCAUGUGUAGAUGACCAUAGGUCGAGUCAUUAUUAGCCAUGAUUGAAGGAUUGUUUUGGCGACAUGAAAUUUCAAUGUUCUGUUUUUACUACUUUUUAGAUAGUCUAAAAAGAUUAGCACCUGGAUCACUUCUGCUUAUAGAAUUGAUUUACUUGAUUUUGUGCCAAAAAAAAAAAAAAAAAAUCCUCAGUUACCAUGAGUUAACCAUGUUUGAAGCCAUAAGAGGUCAUACAUGUUUUACACCCAGUGAGACAAACCAAUCAACCAAAUCAGUAUCAUAAUGCAGGAAUUAUACAAUGUAAAUUAGUCAUAUUCAAAAUUAUAAUUGUUCUUUUAUCCUCAUCUUGUUCCAAUGAAUUAAUUUCUUUUUCAUUUAACACAAAAGGGGCUAAAAUGUGGCCUAAAAAUACAAAUCUCACUCAUUCAAAUCUGCUGUUGACAAUACAGAUACUGAUUUGAAAGAAUUUGUUUGAUUUUGUCUCAGUGGGAGCCAAAAGCCAUAUAUUUUCAUAUUACUCUUAAUACAUAUUUUGCCAACUGGCUAACUCUUAUGAAUUACAGUUUUGAUGUGAGUUAUUGUGCAUCUGGUUACUUAUAAGGUUUAUAAUUUUUCAUGGAAGAAUGAAACAAUCUCAGGGAAAAAAAGGUACAAAAGCAGUCACUGGGGCAGUACCCUUUCAAAAGGUAUACCUUUGUACCUAAAGAGUGCAUAUUAGUACCUCAAAGGUACAUAUUGGUACCAAAAGUGUACAUAUUAGUACCUAAAUGAUACAUAUUAACUUUUUGGAAGUGUACUGCCCCAGUGACAGCUUUUGUACCAUUUUUUUUUCUUAGUGUAAUUGCUCUUGACGAUUAAGUAAUCAAAGUGAAAAUGAAGUAUUUGCUCGGUUGUGGUGUUGAGUACAUGUUUCAUAGUUGUGCAUGCCAAUGUCUAUACUUUUGUGUCAUCUCUUCACACUGUAUUGAUACACUGAUUCCAGGGGCUUGUCUUAAAUACAGUGUUAUGUUUUUAGCAUUUCCACUUAUCACUGACUAUGUUUACAUGUGCACCAGUAAUGUGAUUAUUUCCAAUCAUCAGAGUGCUUAUUUGCAGUAAAAGGUUUACAUGACAUGAGCAAACCUUGUGGUUAUUUUAAAUGCCAUUAUUCACUUACCCCAAUGCACAACACAAAUAAUAACCUCACACAUACAGUAGGUCAAGCUCUUCCAGCGCAAACCGAUCUGUUUGCCAGAUCUUUGGUAUCCGUCCUUGGUCAAAAACAUUGAAAUGGAGGCAUUUUCAUGCGUCACCGAAACAAAUGACUAUCAAUAUACUGCAUUAUAGGGAUACCCUCUAAUAGUCGAUUAAACGUUAGAGGCUUUAGUCGACCAAAUUUUAACUAGUCUGUUAGUUGCAGGGGGAAAACUCCACAAAAGUUUGAACAAAUGCAUAGUUUCUCAUGGAGAAAGCCACCAUGUUCUAUCACCAUGUCCCUUAAGGGGUUCUGUAGAAAACACUAGUUUAUUAAUGUUCAGACAGUCUCCUUUUUGUUUGUUUUUCAGGCACAUUCAUAAUCAUUACUUUUUAGAAAGCUUUAUGCAUUCACUUAAAGGCUUAAUUUAUAUUUAAAGGAUCAUUAUGAUUUAUUUCUCUGUAAUGUAGAACAAUGUUAGCAAAGUUACAAAAAUUCUUUAUCAGCCUUGAAACUUGAACUUGACCAUUUUUCGAUGCUAUUAAAUUAAUAUCGUAAACAUGCGACUAGUUGCCUUGUGGCUUUAAACAAAUGACUACUCAACUAGAAAAAUCUUUUAUAAAAUAAAAAAUAUAAAAAUAAGAAAUUAUUUCAUGUAUUUGUCAAUGUUGUUUCUUCAGGACCCCAAAUAUGCACAUGCACACUUAGAUCAGAGUGGAGUAGAUGCAAUUAAAGUGUUUACAUGCCUGUUUAUUGCGAUUAAAAUUGACAUAUGCCACGUUUUACUAUGAUGGUUGCAUUUGAUUGAAUUGUCUACAUGAGGUAAAUUUUAAUUGCAAUAUUGGCUAAAUCUCAUUGUAAUCUCAUUGAGGGUGCAUGUGAACUUAGUCAUUGUUCUCUCUGACUGCAGUUAAUAUACUUUUGUACCAAAUUCUGUGCUGAUGUGAAACCAAAUUACCUAUUUUACUAUAAUCGGUGUGAAAAAUAAUGCCCCUUAAGCUGAUGCUGUUAUAUAAUUUGACUUAUCGUUUGCAUGCCUGUGUAUGUCUGGGACAGUCUGAGCGUGUGUAGAUGUAGAGGGGAAAAACAGCUGUGUGUGUUUCUGGGUUCUGUGCCCCAAAACAAACUGCCACCUUCGUUUUGACACCUUUCAGCUGAACGCAAGAGGAGGAGGAGAGACGUCAGGAGCAACGUGGAAACAUCCGACAGCGUCCCGCAUCGCAGAGCGCUGGACUCCGGACACACUCUGCAGUGCUAAAGUAGAGUUCUGUAAAAUAUUAUAUACUCACUCUUAAUUCCCAACAGCUCUUUUAUUUUUUACUUUUAUUUGGAAGUAGCUGUGUGCUAAAAAGUCAGUUCAGCUUUUUGACAAAUGAUUUGCCUGCUCAUUCAAAACACAGAACAACUUUCCAACUGCUAUAAUGUUGUAAAUUGUCAGUUAGCUAGAUUUGUUUUUAUAGGAUCUUUUUUUUUUUUUUUUCUUUUUUUUUCAUGUUUCUCUCCCCCCUUUCCCCUUGUCCAUAUAAUGUUUGUAAGUGUCUUUUGCCUUGAUUAUUAAAUAGAAUCUGUGUUGUAAUAAAGUGUGUACUGGGGUUGUUGCUUGUUCAUAAUUUAGCUUUAUACCAUUGACAUUUGGGUCAAACUCCAUUUAGCCAUCCGACUUGUUCAGAAAUGCACUUUUCCAAAAUUGGUCCUACUUGACUAUCAGAAAAACAGAUUUGUUUUUUUUUGGUCUUUACUUUCUAUAAAUGCUGUGCCAUUGUGCCUUUUCCACUUUUAACCAAUUUCAAGAGGUUCCACACAAUGGUGUGAAUUUUUAAAGAGAUUAAAGAAGUUUUAUUUAUGGGUAGAUUUGUCAUAUUCCAAAUUAUUUGCCAAUUCAUGUAGGGUUUAAUUUUGUGGUUUUCUUGAUUGUAAUUGAAACUACACAACUCAAAUAUGUGAAAUGCUCUUCUAAUUUUUGUAGUCAAUUUAUUUUUAGAACAAAAUCAGUUACAAGUCAUAAAUUUUAAUACAAAACACUGAGCAUUUGUAAUGUUUCUCUGACACAGAUGUGUACACAGAUGCUUUCUGCAUAUGUUCAUAUGUUUGUGUAUAUAUAUAUAUAAGCCAUAUUGUAACUUGUCCCUUAUUCUGGUUUGAUUCUGCUAGUUUUAGAAUUUAAGCUUAAAAUUGACUUGUGCAUUGUAUGGAUUUAUCUUAAAUUCACUCAACUUGUCUGUCACUUGUAAAAAGGUUAGUUUUUAGAUCAAUUGUCUCAAUUCCUCAAUUUUCUAUAUGUAGACACUUGCGGCAAUGUUUGCCAGUGAUGUAAUAUAAUAAGCAGUGUCGAAACAAGCUUACUGCUUACUGUAAAUGUGCAAGCACUUUAUUUUCAUAAAUAGAUUUGACAGAUCCACUUGAA
This is a messenger RNA of Megalobrama amblycephala (Wuchang bream), 9493 nucleotides long. It is a transcript of the gene cpsf6, whose product is annotated as cleavage and polyadenylation specific factor 6. The record is from RefSeq and is a predicted model, not a curated record. NCBI's taxonomy places the organism in Eukaryota, Metazoa, Chordata, Actinopteri, Cypriniformes, Xenocyprididae. The transcript is spliced from 11 exons. Bases 99 to 1844 code for a protein of 581 amino acids. Gene Ontology annotation, biological process: mRNA alternative polyadenylation. Gene Ontology annotation, cellular component: mRNA cleavage and polyadenylation specificity factor complex. Gene Ontology annotation, molecular function: mRNA binding.